Messenger RNA from Harmonia axyridis, 960 nucleotides. RefSeq names its product chymotrypsin-1-like. The transcript has 5 exons. The coding region runs from base 106 to 861 and encodes 251 amino acids. Lineage: Eukaryota; Metazoa; Arthropoda; Insecta; Coleoptera; Coccinellidae. The record is from RefSeq and is a predicted model, not a curated record. Gene Ontology annotation, biological process: proteolysis. Gene Ontology annotation, molecular function: serine-type endopeptidase activity.
UACUUGGAAGUAUGAUAAUUACAAAUUGUUUGCUGAUAAUUUUCAUUUAUAUAUGUCGUUAUUUAUCCUCAUCAUCUAUUCUGUCGUUGGGAAGAAUACUCCAAUAUGUUGUUGGUAAAAUGUUUGAUGUUUAUCCUCUUAGUUUGCUAUUAUGUUGAAUGCCAGGAUCCAGAAGAUGAUGAGGAUGAUAUCGAUCAUAGGAUAGUUGGUGGACAAGAUGCUAAAAAUGGAGCAUAUCCUUACCAAGUGUCAAUCCAGGAAAUAGAGCAGCAUAUUUGCGGAGGUUCGAUUAUAGCAAAUAGAUGGAUUCUCACAGCAGCCCAUUGUAUUGUGGGGAAAACGUUGAGUCGUCUAUCUGUAGUUGCUGGUACUAAUUCUUUAGAUGGAACUGGUAAAAGAUACACCAUUCAAAGAGGUAUUCUUCAUCCUUCCUACGAUAGGACAAGGUCUACGAGCGACAUAGCUAUUUUGAAGUUGAGGGAAACCAUUUCAUUCAACGAAAAGAUUAAGACAAUCAACCUCCCAAAAGUUGACACUCCUAGGGGUGUUCAGUUAACAUUAACUGGAUGGGGAAAAUCAUCGUACCCAGGCCAAGUAGUACGAAACUUGAAAACCAUAAAACUGACCUCGAUUUCCAAUAGCCAAUGUCGUAGAUCCUUUUCUCAAGUUCUUUCCAGUAACCUAUGUACAAGAGGAGACCCUGGAAGAGGAGCUUGUCAAGGAGACUCUGGUGGACCCUUAUCAGACGGAUCUUCUGUGGUUGGAAUCGUAUCCUUCGGUGUUCCUUGUGGCGUUGGACAACCUGACGUUUUCACCAGAGUUUUCAGUUUCAAGAAAUGGAUUACCGAUAAUAUUGUUUAAGAAAUUUACAAAUUACGAAAUAAAAAAAUUGGAACUUUAAACUUGGUUCAUUUAAUUUUCUGAGAUCUCUCAAUCGAUGUAAUAAAAUGAAAAAAAUUA